Molecule: messenger RNA, 964 nt
Organism: Lycium barbarum (goji berry)
Lineage: Eukaryota; Viridiplantae; Streptophyta; Magnoliopsida; Solanales; Solanaceae
Product: chlorophyll a-b binding protein 40, chloroplastic-like
Exons: 1
Coding region: 65-868 (267 amino acids)
Biological process (GO): response to light stimulus; photosynthesis, light harvesting in photosystem I
Cellular component (GO): chloroplast thylakoid membrane; chloroplast envelope; plastoglobule
Source: RefSeq, a predicted model, not a curated record
CCAUAAAUCAAAUCUUCUUUCAGUGUAGUAGCAGCAUUCAAGUGUAUUUAUAUUUGUUUCUACAAUGGCUGCUACUACAAUGGCUCUUUCUUCCCCAUCUUUCGCCGGAAAGGCGGUAAAACUCUCACCAUCGUCCUCUGAAAUCACUGGAAAUGGAAAAGUCAUCAUGAGAAAGACUGUUACCAAGGCCAAGCCUGUCUCCUCUGGAAGCCCAUGGUACGGUCCUGACCGUGUCAAGUACUUGGGCCCAUUCUCUGGUGAGUCUCCAAGCUACUUGACUGGUGAGUUCCCUGGUGAUUAUGGGUGGGACACUGCUGGACUUUCAGCCGAUCCAGAAACUUUUGCUAAGAACCGUGAGCUGGAGGUGAUCCACUGCAGAUGGGCCAUGCUUGGAGCUCUUGGUUGUGUCUUCCCCGAGCUCUUGGCCCGUAACGGUGUCAAGUUCGGCGAGGCUGUAUGGUUCAAGGCUGGAUCCCAGAUUUUCAGUGAGGGUGGACUUGACUACUUGGGCAACCCAAGCUUGGUCCACGCACAAAGCAUCUUGGCCAUUUGGGCCUGUCAAGUUGUGUUGAUGGGAGCUGUCGAGGGUUACCGUGUUGCUGGUGGGCCUCUUGGUGAGGUUGUUGACCCACUUUACCCUGGUGGUAGCUUUGACCCAUUGGGCCUUGCUGAUGACCCAGAGGCUUUUGCUGAGCUUAAGGUGAAGGAGAUCAAGAAUGGUAGACUUGCUAUGUUUUCCAUGUUUGGAUUCUUUGUUCAAGCUAUCGUCACCGGAAAGGGUCCAUUGGAAAACCUUGCCGACCACCUUGCUGACCCCGUUAACAACAACGCCUGGUCCUAUGCCACAAACUUUGUCCCCGGAAAGUGAAGUUCAUAAGAAUAGAGUCUCCUCUAGUAUCAGAUUGGAUGAUGUUCUUGUAAAGCUAUUGUAAAUUACUGGAGAUUAUUUAAGAAUUUUGAUCAA